AUGAUUGGCCGAAAAUUUGGGCAAAAGUAAGUUUUGGGGGAAUUUUUAAUCAGUUCAGUUCUCUUCGCAACAUUUUUUGUUGGUUUGGCUGUGCAUUUUUGAUUUAGUAUUUGUUUUACUUCUACUUUUUUCUUUUUCCUUGAAUGCGUUUUCGUUGAAACAAAAUUUUUCAGAAUGACGAAGAGUAAAGGUUGUAUGUACAUAAGGUUUUUUUUGAGUAGGCGGUUGAAGUUAGGCUAAUUUUGAGAGGUGACAGGGAUUUUUAGGUUCGUAGGUUUGUUAGGAGCAAAUUGGCUGUUAAUUGGGAAAAGUUCAAAGGAUGCAUUUUUGAUUUUUUUUUGAGAAAACAUUUUUUUUGGGAUUUUGAAUUUUUGAGAAAUCAUUAAUCGAACAUCUGAAAAUGUGAUUCGGAAUAUUUUUUAUAAUAUCUAUUAAACUGAUCUGAAUUAAUAUUCUCAAAAUUAUUUCACAUGAUAAAACUUUAAAGCACUCUACCAAAAUUUUCUUUGAAAUUUUCAAUUUCGAGUUUGGUUUCUGAACAUUUUUUUUCUUUUUUCUCCAAAGAAAAAUUCUGAUCAUUAUUAAAUUUUUUUGGAGCGCAAGUUUCAUCUUUUUCUCAUGACCAAGUUGUCUAGGCAUAUUUUUUUGGAACUUUUCUGAAUUGAAAAAUACUGGCAUUGCAAAUCAAAUUUUUUUCUGCUAAUUUCAGGUUAGCUGUAUAGAUUUUCAUAUAUAAAUUAUGAAUUUCAAAAUUUCAUAAUUUCUAUUUUUCGAUUUCUCUCAUAAAUAAUCCUGAAAAAUAUAGUUUGACGAAAUAAAAAAAUAUUAAACAAAUCCCCUAAAACUUUGAAAAAAUCUGAUUAUCUUUGAUAGCGUGAUAUAUUCAACAAAAAAUUUUGAUCGAGUUAUUUCAACGGAAAACAAGAUUUUUGAUCGUUCUGAUUGUUAAUUGCGAGUUCACAAGAAAAACAUGUAGCUAACUAACUCAUAGCUAAUUUUAAGUCUGGAAAAGUGUACUCUUUUUUUGAAGGAAAAUGUAGAGACCACAAGUAGGGAUCUUGGGGGUUUUCCCAAUUCCAAAAUUUUUUGAACAUCAAAAAUCAGGUGUGUUUUGAACCAAACUGAAAAACUAUACAAUUCACUCAACUUCAAUCUAGAAAAAAGGUAUAAAAUCCCAUAAAAUUUCAUUUCAUCAUAAAUUUUAUUUUUUUUCUCUUCAGCCAAAUAGUGUACUUCGAAGUUAUGAGAUCAUUUUGUUCACUCAUAUUCGCUCCCCCCAAAAAAAUCAAAAAUCUUUUUUUAUUUUUGCGUGAUGUGAGAAAAAUCCAGAAUUUUUUGCACUUGUUUUUUUGGUUACGAAUUGAUUAGAUUUUGUAGCGAAGAAGGGAAUUGUAGACUACAGUAGGAAAUUAUAAAAAUAAUAUUAUCAUAGGUAUUUUAUGAAAGUUUAUUUCAAGAACAUUAUUUUUUGUAAAUUUAGCAAUUCAUUUUCUGGGUGGAUUUCUGAGAUGCGCUAACUCUCUUCACAAAACCACCCAGUUAUUUUCCAGCCAUAAUCAAAAAAUUGAAAAUAAACCCCGGGUGGUCUAUGAGAAUUAUUUCCGUGUAGUCUGUCUGGAUUAGACUUUGUUGUUCGGUUGGUAUUUUCUCAGUUUUUCCUUGUUGACUACAAACAACUUCCGGAUUUUCAGGUGACCUUCAAAAAUGUCUGAUGUAAGAAAAAAAAUGUGUGUGGAUAAGUGAGUAGCAUAGACCAACGGAAGUAUUUCCUGAUGGAAUUAGGAAGAUUAGCAAAUAAUAUAUCUAUACAUAUAUACAUAAUUUUAAGCUUUGCCAGAUUUUUUCUCGUGUUGUUUCAAAGUGAAAAUUGAAUUUAUCGUGUGUAUUCGAUGAAAAAAGAAACUUUGCUUUUUCAAUCUCAUUUCUCUCAAUUUGACAGAAAUAAAAUUUCAAUUCAAAAUUACCCUAUUCAAAAAACACCCACGUAUAAAAAAGACGUUGAAGUUCAUCACCAAUUUUUUUCCGACUAAUAUAAUUUUGCUUCUGGCCUUGUUUACGACCCCCACAUCAGAAAUUAUUUUUUUUUAUUUUCAUUUUUUUUAUUUCAAUUCAAAUAUGUGUAUUUUUAGUCAUUAUUUUUUAUUUAUUUCUAGGAGGAACGAACCAAACAAUCUUUAAUCACAAUCUCAAAUAAAACCUCAACAACCAAUUUUUUUCUCUAUUUUAUUUAGUUUUUCUUCCUCACUCCAAAACACACAAAUUGGCCUAAUUUUACUUUUUGAAGAAUGUUUUGCUUUGUUUCAUGAGAGGCAUUUUCAGCACAAAAUUUCGAUUUUGAAAAAGCUUCCAGACAUUUUAAAGCUCUAGACUUUCUGAAAAAAAAUCCUCAAAACUUUCCGAUAUAAAAAUUAUAAAAUUUCCAGCAAUUUUAGAAUUUUCAGCGCAAAAUUUUGAUUUUGAAAAAGCUCCCAGACAUUUUGAAGCCCUAGUCUUUUCAAAAUUCUGAAUGUAAGCCACUAAAAAUAUUUCUGGGGUGAAAAUUGGCUCUGAAAAUGAUGAAAUCAUAAAAUUUCCAGCAUUUUCAGCGCAAAAUUUCGAUCUAGAUAAUGUUUUAAAUUUGGAGUUUUUCUGGAAAAAAACCUUCCGAACCUCUAAAAACUUUUCCGGGCUGAAUUUUUUUGCUGAAAAUAAUAGAUUCAUCAGUUUUUGUUAAUUUUCAGCAAUUUCAGCGCAAAAUUUCGAUUCGAAAAAAGCUUCCAGACAUUUUAAAGCCCCAGACUUUCUGACAUUGAGUGUAAGCAUCUAAAAAUAUUUCUGGGCUGAAUUUUUUUCUGAAAAUAAUAGAUUCAUCAGUUUUUGUUAAUUUUCAGCAAUUUUAGCAUAAAAUUUCGAUUUAGAUAAUGUUUUAAAUUCGGAGUUUUUCUGGAAAAAAUCUUCUGAACCUUUAGAAAUUUUUUGGGCUGAAUUUUUUCCAGCAUCUUCAGCUUUUUCAGCGCAAAAAGUUCCCCUUAACAAUUUUUCUCGCAAUAAUUUUUCUCUGUUUUUUUGAACUUCUUUCUUCAUACAAUUCCUUUUCAAAUUCUUUGAAUGAAAAUCAGAAACUCAUUUUUCUUCUGUUGAAAUUCAAGCAUCCCUAAUUACACCUAUUUUACUUUUGUGCAGCAAAUAAACAAAAUGAUUAGAUAUUCAAAAUGUCAUAAACUUGUCAAAAAAUGUCACUCAAAAGCAUUUUUCUUCCUGAACAUGCAAAAUAAAUUGAGCACAAGAUAGAUAAAAAACAACUUUGGCUCCCAAAGGAGUUCCAAGGCCACCCAAGUUGAAAAUUCAUCUAUCUUCUGUUUUUUGAAUAUCACAUAUUUGUAAAAAUGAAAAUGAAAAUGAAAAUAAAAAUAAAUUUGCUUCACUUGGCUGAACAUUCUUGGAAUUUCCAUCUUUUCGCCAAUAAAAACAAAAGUUAGGAGUUCAUAAAACAUGGAACCUUUUGUGAUUAACCUGAGCACAAACAAUUGGCGGACCUUUUUUGCCUAGCACUUUACUUUUUCCCCCUUUUUUUGACUGGAUAUUUGUGUUGUUUUAAUUCUUCUUUAAUGAUGUGUGAGUCGAGCGGAGAGCAGUAUUUUUUUCAUUUUUUUUCUUUUUUUUUGCAUUUACAUUUAGUUAGUUGCUAUUUUUUGCUCUAUUUUUUUUGAACAAAAAACCAAACCUCUUGAUUUUGUUUUGCAUUUCUGAUCAACUCAAGUUUCCCGUUUCCCGUUUCCUGUUUCCAAAUCUGAAAAUGAAAAUGAAAAUGUCAGUUUUUUUUCAAGAAAUGAGCAAAAAAUUUUUUUGAGUUUUGAUUUCAGUAAUUCAUAAAUAAUUGCAGGUUUGCUUGACAUUAGCUAACUUUUUUUUCUUGAAAACACUUGAUAAAUAUAUUUACGCUGGCUUGUAUACGUUAUCCGAAAUAACUAAAAGCGUGGGUUUGAAAACAAAAAAAAUGUUUUGUAUUUUUCGAAAAAAAUAUCUUGUGAUAUGGUUUUGAUAUAAAAACUUGGCUGGAAAUUUUCUAUCAUUUCAAAUAUUUUUUAUUUAUUCUUUUUCACAGUAAUUUUUGCAAGAACCCAGAAAACAUCAUAUUCCAGCGACUUUUCAAAAACCUUUUUCGCAAAUUGAAAAAAAAACACGUUCCAAGAAAACUCUCGGCUCUUUAAUAAAAUCAAAGUAUCAAGCAACGUAAAUGUAUUCUAAAAAUAAAAAAAAAGAUCCGGAUCAUUUUCAAAAAUAAAUUUCCCCGCAAACCGCUAAAAUGCUUAUUUUUCUCACAUUCUUUAGUGUUUGUGAAUCACCCCAAACUUACUUUUUUUUCAAGUUUUUUCUUGGUGAACUUAGCUUAACUUAUGUUAGAAAAAACAUCUAGUAUUUAAUUGCCCGUUACUCAUUUAUUUGACAUCACUUUUCUCUAUUUUUUUUGUUGAAAAAAGAAAAAUAUAUAUUUUCAAAAAAAAAUUGUACCCAGCUCUCCUUCUUCAUAUUUUUCUUUCUUAUUUUUUUUCCAUCAGAUUGAUAACAGCUUUUUGAAAAAAGACGCGAUGCUGUAGAAAUCAGCUCGCGUCGAAGAAAUUCUCAAAUUCUCAAAUUUCAGAAUUAUCUUUAAUCCCUAACAAAAAAAAUCUGACGCACUUUCGAGUACUCGAAAAAAAUGAAAGAAAAAAAUUAUGUCAUAAUAACAAUGAUAAUUCAAUCGGUGCAAAAACGAAAGCAGAUUAAUUCCUUGAUUUCAUUUCCUACCAUUUCCCCGUUUUCCUUUUCGAUUUCAUGUCAGUCUAAUCUUUUUUUUCCUUCUCGCCCACAUUUUCUUCAAAGUUUCGCUUGUUUUUUUAUUUUUAUGAAAUAAUUUUUUUCCUGGCUUCACUUCAAAAUUCCAGAAAAAAAUGCCGUCACUUUAUUAACUAAAAAUAAAAUACACAUGUAUGUACAUAUUAGGGGGAGGGAGGGGGAAGACAUUUUAAUCCGAGAAUCCUAAAUUUUUUUGGAGAUAAAUUAUGUAUAUCUUUGAGACUUCAUGUACAUUAUGGCUCAUUUUCAAGUCUUCUAUUUUUGAAUUAACAUUUUUGUUUGAAAACAUAUGUAUUCUUAGAUUUCUUAAGAAUUUUUGAGCACAUCAAAGAUUAGCUUAAAGAAAAAGUAUUGAUUUGUAUUGUUCCAUUUUUGUCGUGGGAAUCUAUAGAUCAAAAAAUUUUGAUCUCAAGAUUUUGCAGAUCGAAAUUAUCUCAAAGUUCAGUUUUUUUUGGUGUUUGAUAAAUCAAUUUCAAAAAAAAACAGGGCUUCUUCAAAUUGUUUAUCAGAGUUCAUUUGAAUCUUUUCGAGAAUUUACAUAAUGAUUUCUGAUUUUUGCCGCUGAAAAUUGCAAAAUUCAAAUAAUUUUUGUAUUAGUUUUUCUUCAAUUCUAUUUCUGUGAUCAUACUUUCAAAAUUAACUUGAAGUUUUUUUUGUUAAUUCAGUGUUGCUGCUCAGAAUUUUAAUUCCUUUUCGAAAAUGUAGCUAAUUUUCUAGUUUAAGUUCCAAAACCUUUCUUGAUUUUUGCACAAUGAUCUUUUUUUCAUAUUUUAUUUUCAAACUGCUUCAGGCAAAAUUAUAUGCAAUUCAUAUAUGACUCACAAAGAUUUCAAAAAUACGUCAAAACUUUUGGAAAUUUUAAGGCUUCUUUAAAAUUUCCCACUCAAUCUCAGCCGUACGAAUUUUUUUAUAAACUUUUUUUGAAAAAAAAAAGAAAGAAAAUUCUUUUAAAUUUCAAAAAUCAUUUUCAUCUUUGGUCGUUUGAUCCUUUAAAAAUUGGGCUAAUCAAAAUUGUUGUCCCGAUCAACAAAAAAAUGGUCAUUUUGCCCCGGAAAACAUUUUCUAUUACUAUGUGUCAUCCUAGUACGUAAUAGAAAAAACUGAAGAUCAUCCAGUGUCUAAUAAGCCCACCUAAAAUUUUCUUUCCUGACAAAAAACCGAAAAGAAAAAAAGAAACACAUUGAAAUUAGUCUCAUCUUUUUCAUGGUGCAAAUGGAUUGUUCAUUCAUUCCAUCGAGAAAAAAAUUCCUCCUUCGGAUUACUGUAGAUUACUCAACUCAAAAAACAUUCAUUCUCUUCUUCUUCUUCCUACAUUAGUCAUAGAAUAAAACAAAGAGAAAAAAAAGAAUUUUUUGAGUUUUUUGUGGUACCCCCCAUAAAAUCUUGAUGAAAUGCGAUAUUUUUGGCGAGCCCCGAAAAAAACGCGCGCGCAUCCAUUCUUUUCUUUGUUCGUUCGUUCAAAUUUCUAAUAAAUAUUCACAAAAAAAGCUCAAAGAUUCGCAGAAAAAAAACUAACUAAAAAUUCAUUCGGUUUGGUUUUGGUUGGAAAAACACUUUCGAAAUUUAUGCUUUUUUUGUGUCAGAUUUUUUAAUAUUGUUUGUUUUAGUGUUUCUUCAGGAGGACUUAUGCUAAAUCCUCAUUCUGAAUCGGACCUGGCAGGCCACCAAAAAGGAAUUGGACCAGGCCCGAUUGAACCUUUUUUUUUGAAAAUUGUAAUUGUCUAAUCGCGCCCGAACUCUUUAAAAAAUUGGGCCUGGCCUAUUUUUUUCCAAAAUUGUCGCAAAAACUGACAUUGAGCAAUAUAUAAAAAAAUGCACAAUUAUUUUCACAUUUCAACGAACACUUCAAUUUUUGAAAAACGAAAAGAUGAGAACAAAACAACACAAUCCCAUGAGAUUUUGAGAUUGACUGAGGUAGAAAAAGAAGAGAAGACCACUGAAAUUGCAUUUAUUUUACGUUCUCAAUUGCCCUCGACUUGCUUUUCAUUGUUUCUUCUUGUCUUACUUUUUUCUAAUUAGUGAUUUUUGGAGUCUUAGGAGAUUUAGACCUUUUUCCAGUUGCAUGUAAUUUGAGCAUUCAUUCUUUGAAACCUGGUAGAUAUUACUCAUAGAUAGUUAUUUUUGAAAAAAAAUUCUUUGGACUAUCUCAAAGUUCUAAAAAUAAAUAUAUGAAACAUUGGAAAUGUGCAUAUUGAAUUAGACAUGUUGGUUACUGUGUUAUGCGCGAUCAAAGUUGGUUUUUUGAAUUUCCAGACAGACAUUUUGAUGAGAAUUACUAAUCGUAAUCUUUCAAACCAAAAAUAAAUUCGUUUUAUUUUUUUGUCUAUAAAUCACAUGGUCAGAAAGAAACUCAAGGUAUUUUCUGAAACAUUUGGAAUUUUCUUGAGAAGGUUUUGGGUGUUUCGCGAGAAUCCGUACACGUUUUGAGCUUCUGCCAAAUUUAAUCGAACCACGAGUUCCUUACAAGUUUAAAGCUCAAAAAAUCUUUUUAAAAAUUUAACUCUGAUCCCUAAUUUCUUCAAUAAUACUUUCAGCCACCCCCCCCCUCUACUAAUCCAGAUCAUAUCAAAAUAAAACUACUAAUUAGUCUAAUCCCCCAUUGAUAUUUAUAUUUAUAUUCAAAAUUUAUUAUUUUGGUUUGGUCAGAAAAAUCUGCAUAAUCAGUUUUUCGAUCAUAUAGAACUCCUCCCCGAACGAUCAUUCAUUUUUUUUUUUGAAAAUAAAAACAAAUGAGAAAAUUGUGUUUGAUCAACGAGUUUAUCGAAUUCUAAUUAUUUUGUGUCUUGUUUUUUCUUCUUCCUUUUUCUUUUUUUAGCAUCUACUCUUUAUCGCUGAAUUAUUCAGUAUUUUUGUUAGCGUAAUAAGCGUAUCCUUGUUGUUUUUUUUUGGGUAUAGAUGAAUGACUGAAAUUAUUUCUCUCUCAUAGCUUUCGGUACCUCAAAAUUCUAUUUUUUCAUAUAUAUCUUCUAUAGAUAUAUUCAUAUUCUAAACUAAUUAGUAGCUUUCCGGUUUUUUCGACAAGAGCCACAACAAAAAUAAAAAAAUGUGAAAAAACUUCUUAUUCAUUCAUUCAUCGAAAACUAACUUGUCUGUGAGAAAAAAAAACGUUUUUUUUUCAGAAUGGAAAACAGUACAGAAUGUUUAUCACUGAAUUCGGAGCUUUGGAUUUUUCGAGAAGAUUUAUCGACAAGGUGGUAUACUACAGUAAUCUUUGCUGUUCUUUAUGCAUUUAUUAUUGCUGCCGGCAUCAUUGGAAAUACCUGUGUGAUUUUGGCGAUUACUAGAAAUAAGUGAGUGGCGGGGAAUCUUUGCUCAUAUUAGAGAACGGUUGGAAAAUUUGAAAUGUGUUCCGAUACCCCUGGGAAAAUCCUUUUGUUAAUUUUGUCCAUUCCCAUUUUUCUAAAUUAUUUGUGAAAGUAUUUCUGAAUUUCCCGAUUCCAAAAGAAACCUGAAAUUCAAUCUUCUGGUUUCUAAGAAUUCUGUAAACCGAAAAACAAAUGUGUUAUUCAGAAUCUAAUAAUAUUCAGAUUUGAUUAUCACAAUAGUAGAUCAUACAAAAUAUCAAUGAUCUUGUUACUAAAAAUAUGAAAGGUACUGGUUCGAGUCCCGGUUCUAAGAUCUGCAAUUCUUCGGAAUUUGGAGCCUUGUUGUCUCUCGGAAUAAAAGUUCAGGCAUCAGAAAUUAUUCAGAAUUUGAUCAGAAUUAAAUAUUUCAUAAAUACAGUAACCCGUUUUAUUAUUUCAUAAAUACAGUAACCGGUUUUAGGUCACUUCAAACAGUGCCCAAUCUAUUUAUCCUCUCAUUAUCCUGCUCGGAUAUUGUUGUAUGUUGCACAUCAGCCACCAUCACACCAAUCACGGCAUUUCGAAAAGAAUGGAUUUUUGGUGAACUUCUUUGUCGGAUAGCACCCUUCAUUGCGGUAGGAACCAUUUAAUCAUAAAAAAAAACAAAUUAAUUUUUUGUAGGGUAUUAGUUUAUGCUUCUCAACAUUCACAUUAACCGCAAUUUCUGUGGAUCGAUACAUUUUGAUACGAUUUCCGAUGCGAAAACCAAUCUCACAUUAUCAAGCGAUGGGUGUCAUUGGGGUUCGUUCGAAGUGAUCAAAAAUUGAAAAAUAAGCGGAUUUUUUUCCAGCUUAUUUGCAUAUUUGCGGCCGCCAUUUCAUCGCCGAUCAUUUUCAAACAAAAAUUGGGCGAAUUCGAGAAUUUUUGUGGACUUUAUUGCACAGGUUUGUGUCUGUUUUUUCCGGCACUGAGAAAAUAUUGCAACUAAUUAAAUGAAAGGUCGUGUGCACUCAAAAUGAUGAUGAUUUUUUAAAAUUGAAAAUAUAUAGAUGAAAAAUAUUGAAAUGUUAUUGGUUUUGACCUCGCGUGACUGAUGAUUUCAGCUGAAAUUUUGGGAAAAAACACGAAGGGAAUUCAAGAUUCAAGAAUCACCUUAAACUGUUAGAUUCGAAAUUUUUAUUAAUUUUUUCCAAAUCUAAAAAAAAUAUUUCAGAAGUCCUGAAGCUCACGUCAUUUCAAAAUUAUGUUUAGAAUAGCGUGACUGAGAAUAAGAAUUCAAAACCUAAUUAAUUUCAAUUUCAAUUUUAAAAAUGUUGCUUUUUGAAGGCUUCCUGGUUCUCAGAACCUUUUGUGCUUGGAAUUAAAUUUAAAAUUUAUGAAAAUGUUGUCAGAACUUCCUGGUUAAUCUUGCGUGACUGUAAAUUUGAAUUUAAAAAAAUUUGAGGGAUAUUUAGAAUCAAAAAUUUUUGCAGAAGACUGGGGUGACAACGAAAGUCAGCGUAAAAUCUACGGCGCAGUUCUAAUGUGUCUACAACUCGUCCUCCCUUUACUCAUCAUCAUUAUCUCCUACACGGCAAUUUCGCUGAAAAUUGGUCAAAGUAUGAUAUUGAAAGGUGCAAAGAAACAACAAAAAUCGGAGAGAAAUAAUUGGGAGACAAGUUUGAGUGAACAACAACGAACUGCUGUGAGAAGACGGCAAAGAACAAAUCGAAUGUUGAUUGGAAUGGUUGUCGCGUUUGCGUGUAGUUGGGCUUGGUCGGUCACUUUUAAUAUUUUGAGAGAUUAUGAUUAUCUUCCGAUGUUGAUUAAGAAUCAGGAAUAUAUUUUUGGUAUUGCGACACAUUGUAUUGCAAUGACAUCAACGGUAAGAAAUUUGUUUUUGAAUUUGAGUUUCAAAUCAAAUCUUAACCAGGUCUGGAAUCCUCUUCUCUACGCAGUUCUCAAUCUCCAACUCCGUGCCGCAUUCAUCGAUCUUAUGCCAACAUGCCUCAAAAACCAUCUAAACCUCGACGCCGACAAUCAUUCACCACUUCUCAAUCAUCCAACAAUGACAAUCACAAACAAGUACGGAUCAACAUCGCCACAGGUAACCAAAAAAACACCAAUUAAGCUGAGCACACCAGGAAAUGGCAUGACAAUUGUUGUCAAACAAAUUUUUUGCAGGCUUUUUUGCAAUUUUUUCGUGAUUGAUUGAUUUUUUGACUUUUUUUCGCUUCUGAUACAUUUACUUCUACAGGUUCUUCUAACUUCUUCCAGAAAAUUUUUUUGAUUGAUUUAUAUUUGAAAGGCCAAGGUUUUUGUGCAUGGUGUUUGGUGUUUUUUUCUACCUAUGGAUGGAUGCUUCAAAAAAUCGAGAGGAGAAAUCUUCACUUCAUUUCACUUCAUCACAAGUAUAUAGUACCUCUAUCCUUUUCCGGCACACUUUUGAUCAAAAACUUUCACACUUCUCUCUACCUUUAGAAUGACUGAUGAAUUGAAUUGAAUUGAAUUUUUUCUCACUCAUUUUUGCUAUAUCAAAAAAUAUCAAUUGUUCAGGUCAUGCAAGCAACUUUCAUUAAUGCCGACAAGAGCCAGCCUUACGUGUCAACAACUCUAGUUAACACAACUAAUAAUAUUAAUUCAUCGAAGAAAAUCUCACGACAAGAACGACCCAGCUUUAAAUUGUGAGUUUUCUAAAGAUUUCUCGUGAGAUUUUCUUAUGAGACAUGCAAAUAGCAAUUUUGAAUCAGGAAAUGAGAUAAUAUGUUUUUAUAGAUAUUUUUUUUUGAUCCGGAAUAAUUUUCAGAGAUAUUUAUGAUUAGGGGUUUUUGCUCUCAAACUUGUGAACUCACAAGUUUUAGGGAAGGGUUUCGUGGAUCUUAACAAGCUGAGCUCCAGUCUCAGCCUUGCAAAAAAGCUCCCAAAUAUGCUCGGAAAAUAUAAAUUUUCGUAAAAAUUCAUCUGAAAAUUUCGAUAAGAUUUUCUGCAAAUUUUUCGGAAAACGUUUUUUAUUUUCCAAUUUCUAAUUCCAAAUCUUGAAAAAAAUUUUAAAAAAAUUAUCAGUUAUAUGAAAAAAAGUUCAAUUCCAAUGAUCCUGUAGAAAAUCACACAAAAAAUAAUUUUUCAGCAACGGUUCUGCACGUAAAAAAUCAUCAGCUGUGAUGCGUAUACUGGUCCCCAAACAAAACGACGACGAAGAGCAUCUCAUUGCCAAAGAAUCACCAUCUCCACCAUCUGAAAUCGAAUUAGACAAUCUUGCGGCGGCUCCAAUUAUUCCGCGCCGUAAAAGUGCUCAACCAAGACGCGCUUCUUCGCAGGAGAAAAUUGUGCUUCCUCGAAAAACAUCGUUUUGA
Molecule: messenger RNA, 11431 nt
Organism: Caenorhabditis angaria
Lineage: Eukaryota; Metazoa; Nematoda; Chromadorea; Rhabditida; Rhabditidae
Source: the annotation of a GenBank genome assembly